AUGUCCAAGCCAGAAAUCUUACCAACCUGGGAUGUCAUGACCGACGGACCUACUCUCAUGAAUUUCCUCAAUACCGGUGCUUUUCCAAACCAAUGUGUUGUUCUCUACUUUGCUCAAUUGAAUUGCGUCGGUUGUGAUCAAAUCAGAGAUUACAUGAUGGCUCUUCCAAAUAAUAGACCUGAUGUUGCCUGUUUCCAAAUCCCACAAAAUUCAGCAAUCACCAAAAACAACAUUUGGUGCAAUGACGUUAUGAUCUACCCAACCGUCAAAUUGUUCAAGAACUUCCCUGCUAAUAACGAUGUCAGACAAAUUAUCGUUGGUGCAAAUUCUAAUCUUGUCGAACAAUGGUUGGUUCAAAACUUUGAACCAUUGCAAUAA
Messenger RNA from Heterostelium album PN500, 378 nucleotides. RefSeq lists its product as uncharacterized. Lineage: Eukaryota; Evosea; Eumycetozoa; Acytosteliales; Acytosteliaceae. The record is from RefSeq and is a predicted model, not a curated record. The transcript is spliced from 2 exons. The coding region runs from base 1 to 378 and encodes 125 amino acids.